This is a messenger RNA of Anopheles nili, 975 nucleotides long. RefSeq lists its product as uncharacterized. Lineage: Eukaryota; Metazoa; Arthropoda; Insecta; Diptera; Culicidae. The record is from RefSeq and is a predicted model, not a curated record. The transcript is spliced from 3 exons. Bases 1 to 975 code for a protein of 324 amino acids.
AUGAAAUGCAAUUUUGAAAGAUUUCCUCGGUGGUCCCCUGAAAUAAAGGAAUUUUUUUCAAAUUUUUUGAAACAGAUGCAGCUUCCUUCUGAAAUUCACCGUACGCUUAGAAUCGUACGGUAUGUUGCUUUUUGCAAGGCUUCCGAAUAUAGGACCUUCCUUCAUUAUGCAAGUGUUGUGGUUCUGAAGGACUUUUAUGAUGCGCAAGGCUAUAGUCACUUCCUGCUCUAUUUUUGCGGUGUUACGAUUUUGUCAUCAUCGUACUACCAGCACCUUUGGACCCGUGUGAAAGACUUCCUUUCCCGAUUUGUUAAGGAUUUCGGCACAUAUUAUGGUCGUACCCACAUGACCAACAAUGUCCAUAAUCUCCAACACGUGUUUGGAGAGGUUGCAAUGUUUGGACCGCUUGAUAACUUUUCUGCAUAUUGCUUCGAAAGCCAUUUACAGCAGAUCAAACGUUGGGUUAGAUCUGGCAAGAAGUUUGCGGAGCAAGUGGCAGGUAGAUCAAGUGAAAUUGCCACCAUCUACAUGACUGCCAAUUUAAUUGCUCCGAAAUAUCCAUAUUUGAAGACAAACGGUAUUGGUUUACACGUGGCCGCCGAUUUUGUCCUACUACCAAAUUUCAAAGACCAGUUUUUUCUAUUAAAAAAUGAUGAUGUAGUUAAAUUUUUGGAUGUAAAAGCCUCAUCAUUAUUCUCUAUCACUAUAGUUGGGGUCCGGUUUUUGUUCAAAAUGGCGCUUUUCGAAUUAAAUUUUGAAGAUAACUCUAUCGCAAAGACAUCUUCAACUGACUUAAAUAUUUAUAAAAUUAUCGAAAAUUCGCCAACUAGGCACAUGGAAGUAUCCUGGACUGGAAUCAAGUGUAAGCUGGUUCGAGUCAAGUUACCUUCGCGAUCUCUCACCCAUCCUCAUGAUGCUUCCAUCACAACUCCGGAUCGAGGUGGCAGUAUGAUUUCGUGGGACGACCUCUUUUAA